GAGCAAGCGUUUGAGAUUUUGCGCUCGCUUCGUUGUAUUUCUGUUGCCUUCUCUCUGAGAUUUGAGUGUGGGAAGGAGGAGGAGGGUGGCGAUUGAUCAAUCGAACGAUUGAUUGGUUCUUGCGGCGAUCGAUGGCGAAGGUGGUUCCGGUGCCCGAGGUGUACGCACGGGACCAGAUGAUCUCAUGGUUCCGGAGCGAGUUCGCCGCCGCGAACGCGAUCAUCGACGCGUUCUGCAGCCACCUGGCGCAGAAAGAUGGCGGUGAGGAGUACGAGUCGGUGUUCGCUGCCCUGCACUGCCGGCGCCUGAAUUGGAUCCCGGUGCUCCACAACCAAAAGUACUUCCCCAUCGACGAGAUCUCCUUCGAGAUCCGCUUGCUAGAAGCCAACCGCGAUACCGCAAGGGAGAGGCUUCGUCUUCCUCCGGCACAGUCGGAGGAGACGAUCAAUUUUUGGGAGAGCGAUAGCCCUCCCGCUGAGAAUGAAAUACCUUCCCCGGAAGAGCAAGCUUCCGGCGAGGCGGUGGAGGGAAGCAUUGAGGUCGCGGGGAUCGGGGAAGACGCUGCGGCAACGGCGGAUGCGUCUUCUGGAGGAAACUCGGAGCAAACUUCUCCGGAGGCGGAGGCCAUUAAGGUCGCCUUCACAGAGGAAGCGCCGGCGGAGGAAGAACCUUCCUACAAGGCGGUGCGGAAAACCAUUGAGAUCGCGGGGAUCGAGAAGGACGCGGCGGCGACGGUGGAUCCGUCUUCUGGAGGAAACUCAGAGCGAACUCCUGCGGAGGCGGAGGUCAUUAAUGCCGCCUUCACAGAGGAAGAACCUUCCGACGAGGCAGUGGGGGAAAGCGAUGAGGUAGCGGGGAUCGAGGAGGAUUCGCCUUGUGGAGCAAAAUGUUCGCUUCAGAUUCAGAAUGCUGUCGAAGACGGCGACGCCACCGGAGGAUCGCAAGAACCAGCUUCGGCGGUCGACAUUUCUGCCGACGAUGGAGAUUUCUCAGCGCGCCUGGAGAGGAUCAAGCUCUCAAAAGGUUUCGUCGCAAAGGAGUCAGUGAAAGGGCAUAUGGUUAACGUUGUCAAAGGUCUCAAGAUGUAUGAGGGUAUUUUCACAGACUCAGAGUUGCCUGACCUCGUCCAGUUCAUCAAUGGACUUCGUCAUGCAGGUCGAAGAGGAGAACUCUCCGGGGAAACGUUUAUUUUCUUCAAUAAACAAAUGAAAGGGAACAAGAGGGAGAUCAUUCAAUUCGGCGUUCCAUUAUUCCAGCCAACCACUGAAGGAGAAAGUACCACCGAGCCAAUUCCCCCUGAAUUGCAGAACGUAAUUGAUCAUUUGGUCCUUUGGCACAUCAUACCAGAUAAUAAGAAACCCAACAGCUGCAUUAUCAACUUCUUCGAUGAGGACGAUUAUUCUCAGCCCUACUUCAAGCCUCCCCAUCUGGAAAACCCCAUUCUGACACUCGUCCUCUCUGAAACGACCAUGGCUUUUGGCCGGUCGCUCAUCAGUGACCCCGAAGGAAACUACAAGGGAUCGCUAAUUCUUACACUCAAUGAGGGGGCACUCAUAGCGAUGCGCGGCAACAGUGCAGACAUGGCGAGGCACGCGGUGUGCGCCUCGCCAAACAAGAGGAUGACCGUCACAUUCGUGAAGGUUAAAACCGCCGCUCACAGUUUGUACUCGCCUACUGCUUCACGGGCCAACCAAGCUAUGAUCUGGUGGCGACCGGAGUGCUCCCUCCCGCAGCCAACCAUGCCCAUGCCUGGAGUCAUUGCGUACGGACCUCAAGCCAUGAUUCCACUGCAAGCUCCAGCCGCUGUCAUGGUGGCGCAGCCAGGAGAAGUCGUCCUGACCACCUCCCGUAGGAACUCGCCGCCGCACAACGGAACUGGCGUCUUCCUGCCCUGGGCCACCGUCGCCCCGAAGAAGUACACUAAGCACCUCCCUCCGCGUAUCCAAAAGCGGAGGCAAUCCUUCUUUCCAUCUUCGUUAGAAGCUCAAGCUUAACUAAAUUUUGGUAGUGGAUUUACUUCUACUAUAGAGAUUUCAUGGUUUGACGUUUUAGAGAUCAUUAAAGAUUAUGCAGAUGUCUUCCAGACAAACUUUUGGGUCCUGUUUAUCUAUCUAUUUAUUUAUCAUCUUCAUAGGCGGAAUUUCCGGUCUAAUUACUUGUGAUGUAAAGUUUUAACUUAUAUGAAAUAGUGACAGAGCAGAUCAGAGCAGAGCUGAGCUGAGGCUUGCAGUCUCUCUGGUGAAGUCCCCAAAGUUUUUUUCUAGUGAACAACAAAAAAAUCUUAUCCGGUAUUCCUCGUUUUCUCCGGUGAGUUGAUUCUCGCUACAUUAAUGAAGCCCGCCUGCCUUCCUCCACCUGCGUUCUUUUCCGGCGGUGUAUGGAGAGCGAGGACGGCGCCGUGCUGAAGCUGGUCCACCCAGGCCGCUUCGUCGAGAUCCACCGCAAGGCCCUGACUGCCGGCGAGGUGAUGGCCAGGAACCCCCGCCACUUCGUCACCCGCCCCGACGUCUUCCGCUUCCCCUGGGUCGUCGUCCGGCCCGAGUCCCUCCUCUGCCCCGGCAACGUCUUCUACAUCGUCCCCUGCCACACCCUCUACCGCCUCGUCCAGACCUCCCGCCGCGGCGACCGCAACGAAUCCCCGCGGCUGAGCGAUCGCCGGCUCCACCCCAACGACGGGGCGGUGACGUACUCCGACUUCGACGGCCAAUCGUUCGUCGUCGACGGCGGUGCCGGCGGCCUCAGGGAGCAGCAAGCCUGCGAGCUGAAGCCGUGCUUGAAGAAGGGAAACUCGAACGCGAGCUCGAGCUCUGCGUCGACUAGGCGCGGAGGAGGUUGCCGGCGUGUGGCCUUCAUACUUCCCAAGGAGGACGAUGAGAAGAAUUAAGAAAACGGUUUUGUACCGGGGACAGCGUCCAAGUGAUUAACUCUUCCGUUAAUUCACCAAGUCGCAUGUAAUUUUGUGAAAAUUUGUGUUCCAAUUCACCGCUCAAAGCUCCAACAGGCAGGAUAGGCCCGUCGAGACUGGCUGUGGGCAAAGAGAGAUAUAUGUUCAUUGUCGUUGAGAAUGGCAAUCAUGUUGGAGUCGA
Zingiber officinale is the source of this 3086-nucleotide messenger RNA. Its product is annotated as RNA demethylase ALKBH10B-like. Lineage: Eukaryota; Viridiplantae; Streptophyta; Magnoliopsida; Zingiberales; Zingiberaceae. The transcript has 7 exons. Gene Ontology annotation, molecular function: demethylase activity; mRNA binding. The record is from RefSeq and is a predicted model, not a curated record. Gene Ontology annotation, biological process: mRNA catabolic process. The coding region runs from base 132 to 1994 and encodes 620 amino acids.